AUGGGUAACAAUCUUUCACCUUCUCGUGCCAUUGGAUUACGGCUGAUUGUACAACUUAGCUCGGUCUCCGGCCCUGGUGGUUAUGGCAGAGGACAGGAAGGUUAUGGAGGCCCUGGCGACAGGGUGAGCUCAGACAACCCCGAAAGCAGAUAUGGCUCUGGCUACAACGAGGGCGACCGCUUCAACGGCCGCGACAAUGACGGAGGCUACGGACGCUACGGUGGAGGCAAUGACAACGAGGGACGCUACGGCGGUGGCAAUGGAGGCUACGGUGGCGGCAACGGUGGCCAUGGACACUCCAGCGGUACCUCCUAUGGCAACGUCCCUGGCGGCUCUGACGACUACUCGUCCGCAGCCCACACUGCAGCCCAGCAUGCUGGUGAUUCUGGAGACUCGAACAUGUUCAGCAAUGCCCUUGGCAUGCUUUCUGGCCACAAGGCACAACAAGGGGAUGUCGAUGAAGACGAUGCUAUGAGACAGCACCAGCAGUUCUACGGUGGAGCUGGUCAGCCUCACCCAGCCAGUUCUGGCAGCAUGGGCUCGGCUGCCGCCAUGCAGGCUCUCAAGAUGUUCAACCAGGGAGGUAGCUCCUCUGGCAAUGGUCCUCAGAGCCAGAACGACUUCAUCGGUCUUGCCAUGUCUCAAGCUGCCAAGCUCUUCGACCAGCAAAGCUCUCAAGGCAACGUGCACCAAUCAGCCUCAAAGCAGGACGCGAUCUCGUCGGCUGCCCAGAUGGCCCUUAAGAUGUACAUGAAGAGCCAGGGAGGUGGUGGUGGCAGCAGUGCCAGCGGCCUCAUGGGGCUUAUGAGCAAGUUCAUGUAA
Molecule: messenger RNA, 822 nt
Organism: Aureobasidium melanogenum CBS 110374
Lineage: Eukaryota; Fungi; Ascomycota; Dothideomycetes; Dothideales; Saccotheciaceae
Exons: 3
Coding region: 1-822 (273 amino acids)
Source: RefSeq, a predicted model, not a curated record